AUAUUAUGAUGCAAAACGUAGACUAAAAUUUUCGUUGAGUGGCGGUUGGUCGAUCACUCGUAAACAGUUGUAUUCGUGUCGGUUGUUUGAAACAAAUAAUAACUCAAUAAACCAAAGCGGCUCGCGCGGGCUGUUUGCGCGUGUUUACUAAAGCGCCCUCGAAGUAUGCGCAGAUGAGCGUCAGAUAGGCCCGAUUCUACCCAGUUCCGUGCAACUGGCUGCGGCUAAUCGGCGCAGAAGCUUUAAUUAUAUAUAGGGCUAGUCUUUUAUAAACAAACGGCAAGAUGCGCUCGUGGAUCUGUGUAAUUACCAGGAAAGCAGCUUAGUGGCUCUUUUCCUCUCUGCUAAGCGUAUUGGCGCAGCUCAGGCGGCCUUUUCCUUCUGUCCUUAUCCGCGUUUAAGGUUCUUACGAGACCCUUAAGCAGUUGCCCCAUAAGUGACUGAGCCGAUUUGAAGAUAAGAGGAGCAGCAGAUCCGCAGGAACCCGGAUAACCCGAGAGAGGAGGCCCAAUACACCGAGGAAUGAAUGAACCCACGCGAGGAACGAUAGACAUGACGUCUGACAUCAGUUUCACUUUCAAGAUGUUGUUUUUUAUUUUUUUCUGAAUCUUUAUCAUUAUUUGUACGGGCUAAUAAACUAAAUGAUUUACAUUAGAAACAAAUGGCAUUAGUAUUGCCAGGCAUUUUAAGUAUUUAAUGUAAUUAACAAUUAUUAAUUUUGUUACCGUGAAAAUAUUUCCUAAUUUUAAUUUCACAUUUUCAAAUUUCGUGAAAGCAAUUUUUUCUUCAACAUUUGUAUUACUUUUUUUUUUUUUUUCGCCCACCUGUUUUUUGCCAUCUAAAUAAUUGAAACCGACGCAUUGGAAACGGUUAUGUAUACAUUUUUCACUCACUCCAUCUCUCUCUUUGACUGUCAGGCUUCCAGGGAUGGAGUCGAUGCCCGGCCAGCAGCUUCGAGACGCUGGACGAGAGGCCAGCUCUUCCCCCAGUUCAAAGCACGACGCAGCGAGCUUCUCCGGCCCCAGCCCCCUCAAACCGAACCAAGUGAGUGAGACCGCCCUGUACGGGGUGCCCAUCGUAUGUCUGGUCAUAGACGGCAAGGAGAGACUCUGCCUGGCGCAGAUUUCUAACACGCUGCUGAAGAACUACAGCUACAACGAGAUACACAACCGCCGGGUCGCCUUGGGCAUCACCUGCGUGCAGUGCACCCCCGUUCAGCUGGAGCUCCUGCGGCGCGCCGGGGCCAUGCCCAUCUCCUCCAGGCGUUGCGGCAUGAUCACCAAGCGGGAGGCCGAGAGGCUCUGCAAGUCCUUCCUGGGAGCGCACAGCCCCCCGAAGCUACCGGAAAAUUUCGCCUUUGACGUGACCCACGAUUGCGCCUGGGGCUCCAGGGGCAGCUUCAUACCCGCCAGAUACAACAGCUCCAGAGCAAAGUGCAUCAAGUGCAGCUUUUGCAACAUGUAUUUCUCCCCGAAUAAAUUCAUCUUCCACUCUCAUCGCACCUCGGAGUCCAAGUAUCUCCAGCCGGACGCGGCCAACUUCAACUCGUGGAGACGCCACCUGAAACUGACGGACAAAAAACAAUCCGACGACAUUCACCACGCGUGGGAGGAUGUAAAGGCCAUGUUCAACGGGGGGAGCAGGAAGAGGACUCUGCCCAUGAGCGGGUCGGGGAUGUCCUCGUCGAUGAAGUCGCAGGCCUCGUCCAGCUUGGCCCAAACCAGCUCGCCCGAAAUCCCUCACAAGACUUUACGCUGCGACGAGGAUCGGAGAAAUAACAAUAACCUGAGUUUGGCGAGCGGCGCGCGCACCUACCCGGUCAUCCCGGUGCCCAGCAAGAACUUCGGCAUGCUGCAGAAAAUCCCCCCGCCCCUGUUCCCGCAUCACCCCUACGGCUUCCCCAGCUACGGGCUGUGUCAGAAAAAGAGCGACAUCGUGCCCGAUGCGAACAAAACCGGUGUCCCCGGCGUGUUCUGGCCCGGCGCGAAGGACGCCCUGUACCCCGCCUUCCCCAUGUUUUGGCCCACAGCUGGCGGCCUACCGAUUCCGCCCUACUCGGCCUCUCCGCCCAAACCCCUCCCGGAGCUGCUGCCAGGCGUCGUCCGGCAGGCAGACGUCGACCUGUCGGACCAAAGCGACCGCGGCGGCAGCAGCACGCCCAAAGACACCAACCACCACCCGCACCACCAGCAGGACGGCGCAGAGCGCUGCUCCAGCUCCCAGUCCUCCUCCGCGAGAAACGACGAGGACAAGUCCGGGGACGAGGCCCCGCAGAGGAAAAUCAGCUACAUCUCGGCCUUCAGGCCCGUGGUGAAAGACGCGGAGACCAUCGCCAAACUCUACGGCAACCGGGACGGCUACGGCGCGCGCCCCGGUUACCUGUCCCCGGAUUUUAUCAGCGAGAGCUCCAGUUACAGAUCGGUGUCGCCAGGCAGAGACAGCGUGGUGGACGACGACGACGACGACGACCCGGACGUAGACGUGGAGUCCAAUCGGGGACAAGACGAGGAGGAAGUGAUCCAGAUUUCCCCGGGAGGGGGCCACAAUGACUCCCCCCUGGCGGACCGGGUCUCCUCUGGUGCUGAGGAGAGCCAGGAGCCGCCGGAUAACUCCAGCCCGGGACCAGCAGCAGCAGCAGCAUCACCGGGGGACUCCGUGCACACCGGGUCAUCAGAUGAGGACAGACAGAUGCGUAAUGGCUCUCCUCUUCAUGAAGUGUACCCUCAUGAAAAGGACCGCCACGUGCUCCCGAACGCGCCUUCGCCGUUCGGCUCGAGACACUCGAGCACAUCCAACGGUUUCCAUCACGUGUCUGAACCCCAGAACCAACGCAACGCGACGUCCUACCAGCAGCACAAGGACCGACCAGCCGAUGGAGCUUUACGCAUCGACAUCAGCUUGCAUGAAAGAGACCUGGAGACCAUGGCUAAAGAGGAAUUGCAGAAGCAGCUCGCGGAACAAGUGGAGUUGAGGAAAAAGUUGGAGAGAGAAUUUCAGCAUUUAAAAGAUAAUUUUCAGGACCAAAUGAAGCGUGAGCUGUCCUACAGAGAGGAAAUGGUCCAGCAGCUGCAGAUUGUUCGAGACACUUUGUGCAGCGAGUUGGACCAAGAGAGAAAGGCUCGUUAUGCAAUACAGCAGAAGCUAAAAGGUAAUUUAAUCCAAUCCAAAAGAGGAACACGCAUGUCAUUUUGUGCCUUCAAACAUAAAUAUGCAAGUGCUACUUUUUUUUUUAAUAGUCAAACAUCCUCUGUGAUCAAUAUAUUUUGCGCUAAGACACCAUUGAAGGAAAAGUCCACCUUUUCUCAAGGCUGUCUGAAAGCGACGCUCACAUGCUCAUAAUUGUGUUUAGUUGUUAUUCUCCUCCCAUGUACUUUCUGUCCAUUCACAGGGAUCGCUUGUUUUGAGCAUCUUUACUAGUGAAGGGGAAAUCCACAUCUGUUAUUAAAAAAAGAUAAUUUGAGGUUUCAGCAGGCUGAUUGAAUUGAAUGUUUCAGUCUUUUUAUACAAAACAAAGGAAACAUUGUCACUAACAACGAACACAAGAACUCUAAACACGGUCCAAAAUAAAUAAACUAGUGGAAACCACUGAUAUCACUAAAAUGUUUUUUUGAAGCAGGAUGUGAUGAAGUGCAAUGGAAUAUCAUGACGUUUAUGAGACAUGUGACCUGGAGGUCCACAAAUGGGCCAUAAAUUCUAUAAUGACAAUUAUAUUGCAUGUAACAAAUCUAUAUUCCCCUGUAAUAUAUAUAUACACACCGUACGACUGGAUAAUAUAAGUAUGUGAUAUUAUACUUUUUUAGUUUGACACCCAGACGAGGGCAGAGAUACGUGACUUUAUAACGUAAGAAUAAUCUAAAGAGUCAAUGUGAGUAUUGUUUUAAGGGAAAAUGUUGCGCCUAUACUAUAACAUUAGAUCAAAUGAAAGACGUUCACCUGUAACCUGAACAUGACCGAGUGAGAGAGCGAGUGAGAGAGUGUGUGUCUGUCUGCGUGUGUGUUUGUGUGUGUGCGUCUUCUCACUGAUGGACUCGUUCCU
Gasterosteus aculeatus aculeatus (three-spined stickleback) is the source of this 4036-nucleotide messenger RNA. It is a transcript of the gene skor1a, whose product is annotated as SKI family transcriptional corepressor 1a. NCBI's taxonomy places the organism in Eukaryota, Metazoa, Chordata, Actinopteri, Perciformes, Gasterosteidae. Gene Ontology annotation, biological process: negative regulation of BMP signaling pathway; negative regulation of transcription by RNA polymerase II. Gene Ontology annotation, molecular function: RNA polymerase II cis-regulatory region sequence-specific DNA binding; SMAD binding; DNA-binding transcription factor activity, RNA polymerase II-specific. The record is from RefSeq and is a predicted model, not a curated record. Gene Ontology annotation, cellular component: cytoplasm; transcription regulator complex; nucleus.